This is a messenger RNA of Trifolium pratense (red clover), 1321 nucleotides long. Its product is annotated as probable carboxylesterase 15. Bases 217 to 1173 code for a protein of 318 amino acids. Gene Ontology annotation, molecular function: hydrolase activity. The record is from RefSeq and is a predicted model, not a curated record. The transcript is spliced from 2 exons. NCBI's taxonomy places the organism in Eukaryota, Viridiplantae, Streptophyta, Magnoliopsida, Fabales, Fabaceae.
AAUGAUGAAUCAGUCUUUUCUACAAAUGUUCAUGUUUGUCUUACACUCCAAAUACGUCUGCAAAUUAACAACUUCCACAAAACUCCACCGUCCACCACUUUCAAUAAUUUUCAUCUUUUUCUCUUUAUAUUCCAAACCUUAAAUUUCACACUAACACAAACCCACCUUAAUAAUUCUCAUCAUUUCUAAAAAAAUAUAUAAAAAGUUUUAAAAAAAAUGUCCAAAACUAUAGUUGAUGAAUGUCGUGGUGUUCUUCAUGUCUAUAGCGAUGGUUCAAUAGUUCGAAAGUUAAACCCAGCCUUUAACAUCCCUGUUGAAGAAAACGGCACCGUUUUAUGGAAAGAUGUUGUUUUUGACUCAGCUAAUAAUCUUCAACUUCGGCUUUAUAAGCCAGCUAAUACAAUAAACUCCAAGCUUCCAAUUUUUUACUACAUUCAUGGUGGCGGAUUUUGUAUCGGCUCGCGGACAUGGCCAAAUUGUCAAAAUUAUUGCUUUAAGCUCGCUUUGGAGCUUCAAGUUGUGGUUGUUGCUCCUGAUUAUCGGCUUGCACCGGAGAAUCGGCUACCGAGUGCAAUUGAAGAUGGUUUUAUGGCUGUUAAGUGGCUUCAAGAAGAAGCUUUGAGUAGUACUGAGCCGGAUCCUUGGUUGAGCCAUGUGGCUGAUUUUAGUCGGGUUUUUAUUUCGGGUGACUCGGCUGGUGGUAAUAUAGCUCAUGAUUUGGCGGUUCGGCUUGGGUUUGGGUCGGCUGAGUUGGCGCCGGUUCGGGUUAGGGGUUAUGUUUUGUUGGCGCCGUUUUUUGGUGGAACUGUUCGGACUAAGUCAGAAGCUGAAGGACCAAAUGAUGCUUUUCUCAAUUUAGAACUUAUUGACAGGUAUUGGAGGCUUUCAAUACCCAUUGGGGAGAAUACAGAUCACCCACUUGUGAAUCCAUUUGGACCCCAUAGUAAGAGUCUUGAGGAAAUUGAUCUUGACCCAAUUCUAGUAGUGGUUGGAGAAAAUGAUUUGCUUAAAGACAGGGUAGAGGAUUAUGCAAGAAGGCUUAAGAAUUGGGGUAAAAAUAUUGAGUAUGUUGAAUUUAAAGGACAACAACAUGGGUUCUUUACUAUUGAUCCAAAUUCUCAACCAUCAAAAGAGUUGAUGUUGAUCAUCAAACAAUUCAUUGAGAAGAAUUAAGGGAAAGUUUAUGAGAGCUUCAAACAUUACUACAUGCAACUAUAAUAUAAGCUAAUUAAUUGCAAGUUUAGUCUAUGAUUAGAUUUCAUUUGGAUAAUUUCAAUUGUGGGUUUUAUUAAGUUAUGAGGAUUUGCGUAAACAUUAAAAA